Symsagittifera roscoffensis is the source of this 684-nucleotide messenger RNA. RefSeq lists its product as uncharacterized. Bases 1 to 684 code for a protein of 227 amino acids. The transcript has a single exon. NCBI's taxonomy places the organism in Eukaryota, Metazoa, Xenacoelomorpha, Acoela, Convolutidae. The record is from RefSeq and is a predicted model, not a curated record.
AUGAAAGCGCUUUCCAUCCCGAAGCUUGAACUGCAGGCGGCGUUACUCGCUACCCGCUUGAAGGAAGAUGUCCUCAAAGCUCUAACCAUUCCUGUGUCAAACACUUUCAUGUGGACUGACAGCACCACUGUGCUCCAGUGGUUAAACUCAGGUAGUAAGCAACCCACUUUCGUGGCAAACCGUAUUGGAGAGAUUCUGGAAAGUACGAACGUAGACCAGUGGUUUCACGUCUUAAGUGGAGACAACCCUGCUGAUACGGGAACCAGAGGAAUCUCAGAGGAGUCCUUAAAAACAAGCAGCUGGGUAAACGGGCCAAGUCUGCUGAAAAGUGGCGAGUGGCUUUUCAAGCCGAGCAUAGAAGUACUUAAGAAAAUCCACCUGGCUGGUCCCACUUGUGACCCUAAUGAAGGUUUAGAGCAGGCCUCUAAUUUUUCAAACGUUGCACAAAAACAAAAACAACCCAUUUUAUUUGCAUGGGAAGAAUUCAGCUCGUUUCGUAAACUUCAGCGAAUGGUUGCCUUCAUGCUCAGACUUAGUCCGAAACACCGGGACUACCGCACUAAAGUCAAAGAAAUAACCGAUCCGGUUGAAUUAGAAAACGCCAUACAACGACUUUUGUUGAUUUUCCAAAAGGAAUCUUUUGAAGCGGAAUAUUUACUCCUGUCCUGCAUCAAAAACCGUUAA